Molecule: messenger RNA, 1230 nt
Organism: Mytilinidion resinicola
Lineage: Eukaryota; Fungi; Ascomycota; Dothideomycetes; Mytilinidiales; Mytilinidiaceae
Exons: 2
Coding region: 139-1230 (363 amino acids)
Source: RefSeq, a predicted model, not a curated record
GCUCGAUCGCCACCACGCUGCGGACCACUGAACGGCAGAGCAGGCGGGCACGCUGCGGCGGACACUGAAGGAUCCGGGCUGGGGUCGGGCUGCUGGGUUCUGGGAGCAAAGCCUCAGGGCGGACAUCUGCGACACGCAAUGGGGAGCGCUGGAAGCAGCCGAGGCGGGCAGCAAGCAAACAGCCUCGUCCACUGGAACGGCCCUGGAGACUCCACAGUCCUGGCGUGCUUGGCAGCUCACCCCAGAGACGGAGUGGGACAGUGGAUUGAUAUGGCGCCGGGACCGGGCAGGCAGGGCGCGGGGUGUCGCUCCAGACUGGCUGGCCGCGGUGGCUGGGAAUGGUGUAGUGUGUGUAGAGGCAGGCGGGCAGAGAGGUCAGGAUUGUGCGGGCUUUAUCCUGCAACGGCUGCCCGCGAGCUAGCGACGGCGUGGGAGCGGCGUGCUGGAGGACGAGGAGCGCAAAGAGGCGGACUGCAAGGCAAUGGAUGGGGAGCACUGGCAAAGGAGGGAUGGGCGACGCUGCAAGACAUCGGCCGGCGAGCGUUGCAGGACGGCAGCGGCGAGGUGGUGCAGUGCCAGCGAUGCUUUUCGUCGUGCCCGUCCAGACGAGAGAGGUGUCGCGGGAUCAAACAGGGCCCAAAGCCUCUUGCGGCGCUGAGGUUUCGCAAGGUGCAAAGGGGGCGGGUAGGGCGACUGUUUCGAAUCGACGGCGCUGCGGCACCAGCCAGCGGCGUCGAGGCGUAUCACACUGGGCAACGAUCGCAUAGAUUGGCAUGGCGCUCUCGUGGUGGUGGCCAUCGCGGUCGUGGUGCUGGGGGGACGGGGUCGCCCAACCAGGAAUCGCUGCGAUCUGCCCACCGUGGACUGGCUCCCGCUCGGCUGCGCGAAUCACGGCCGUGGCCCAAGCCAGCCGGCUUCGGCUACGCUCCUCGGCGUCCGUUUCGGCACAAGCGCCCGAGUGCCCCAGGCCGUGUGGCGUGCGAUGCGCUCAACACCAUGCGUCUCUCGUCGACCCCGGCCGACCAACAUCCUCACACUCGCCCUCAGCCACCGCGUCCCGGGUCUGCGGGCCCUGCAGCAACGGCCGCCAUGCAUCGCGAGAUGCCUCCGAGGCGACAACCGCUCGACGAUGCCCCUGCGCUGCCUGCGGCCGUUCGUCCUCGAUUUCACCGAGCGGCGGGCGAUCUGCCGAGUGCGCUCCCUGCGCUGGCCGCCGCCGGCGCCGUCUGA